UUGUAAACAUGCUGCUAUGAGGGCAUUGUUUAAAGCAUAUAAUAUCCAAGAAUUCAAACACACAAGAUUCUCAAGUGUUGUAAUUGGUGAAGUACAACAUCCUACACUCAUCAUCAUCUAUAUACAGGUCAUUAAGGGCACAUGUACAUUUCAGAAAGGUUGGGUUCAUAUGUGCUCUAUUGGGAGGCUUCCAGUAAUUCAUCAUUUACAGAAAUAACAGGCUCCAAACACCACAACUAUUACUUACUAAGGGUACUUCUUCUCUCUGUUUUGAACACUCACACACACAAACACACACACACACACACACACACACACACACACACACACUCACACACACACAAUCCCUCUCUCUGCAAAAAAAAACAGGGCAAGAUCCUUGAACCGCCUCUCCCUGCCCAUCCCAGCGGCUGUCUAAUCUCAUUGGUUGCCGUCAGGGGGGUUAUUUGCAUAUUGUGGGCGUGUUCCUGACUCAGUGUUGGGAUGAAUGACUCUGUUCAGUUCAGAAGGCGACAAGACAGCAACGAACUCAGAGGCUAUGUGCUGCUGCUACGCUGAUCAACUCAGCACACGACAAAAACCUCUGAUGCGUUUAGCUCCGGGCUCUCCGCUCCGGUCUGUAGGUCAAACCACGUCGAGCCAGGUGGAAUAAACAUGUUCAACAAAACAGGACCCGGACUUAGCUCGAGAGGAGUACUGUGGGGUUUGUGUAUACUCCUCCUUUACACCAGCCCCCUCUGCUGUUUUGCUAAUUUCAGCCAAGCCAAAGAGCUGGUCUAUAAGAUAAAAGAAGGAUUACCGUCGGGGACACUCAUCGGGUCCAUGGGCUCCGACUUACACUUGGAUUUAUCCCUCGAUCCCCAUGUUUUAUUCAAUCUGCCCCAGAAGAAGCCCAGUGAUCAGUAUGUCACUCUGAACAGCACUACGGGACAGCUGUUUACGUCUGGGAAUGAGAUCGACAGGGAGACGCUCUGCCCCGACUCCUCGGAGUACAACCAGGGCUGCGUCCUCUCCCUGGAUGUGUUCGUUCUACCCCAGCAGUAUUUCCAGCUGGUUAAGGUCAAAAUCUUGGUUGAGGAUGUUAACGAUAAUCGUCCGCGCUUCCCGACGGGCGAGAUUAGGGUUUCCGUCCCGGAGAACACCCAGGUCAACGCGAGGUUCGCGGUGGAGCAGUCAGCGACGGACCCUGAUCUGGGGUUUCACGGGGUCCAGACUUACUGGCUGGUCAACGACUUCGGGGUGUUCACUCUGGACGUAGAGGAGAACGAGGGGGGUGAGCUGACACCCUUCCUCAUCGUGACCGACGAGCUGGACCGGGAACGACAGGAGGAAUACAUAACGGAUAUUAUAGCAGAGGACGGUGGGUUACCACCUCUCCUUGGCACUGCCACGUUGAGGAUUAUAAUCACUGAUGUCAACGAUAACUGUCCUCAGUUCACAGAAUCACAGGUCAACGUGACGCUCUACGGGAAUACGACUAAAGGAAAGCACCUGUCCAGGUUACACGCCUUCGACCCCGACCAGGGCGCCAACGCCGUGAUCAGCUAUGCGUACAGCGACCGCGUUCCCCGGGAGGCUAGAGCCCUGUUCCAUCUGGACCGGAUUACCGGGGUGAUCAAACUGGCCGGUCAGAUCAACACCGCAACCGGGAAGUUCUACAAACUCACUGUCCUCGCGAACGGACCUGGUUGCGUCCCUGCCGUCGCCACGGUGACGGUGCACGUGAUCCGGGUAGCUUCCGGUCCGCCUGUCAUUAUGCCGCGCUACAUUGCGGCGGAGAAAGACGGCGUGGUCACGAUGAAGGAGUCCGAACCGCCGUUUUCCCCAAUCGCGUUUUUCACCGUGUCGAACACGGACCAGAGAGGACAAGGGACGGAAUGUCUACUUGAAGGAUCCGGCCCGUUCCGACUGACACCUUACAAACGGUUGAAGAACGAGUAUCUGUUAGAGACGACGGAGCCGCUGGACCACGAGCAGAGGCAGGACUACGAGCUGACCGUAGUGCUCAGGAACCCCAGAGGUCUCGCCAUUAAGACCUUCGUUAAGAUCCUGGUUCUGGAUGAGAACGACAACGCGCCGGUCUUCAAACAGUCUCUGUAUGAGGUCUCUGUGGAGGAGAAUAACCCUCCCAACAGCUUCCUGACCCAGCUCCAGGCCACAGACCAGGACAGUGAGGCCAGAGGAGAGGUCAUCUACACGCUGGGGUCAGACGCUCCCUCCAUUUUCCUCCUGGAGAGGCUGACCGGCGUGCUGACCGUGUCCACAUCUCUGGACCGAGAAGAGAAGCAGACCUACAGGUUCAUGGUUCGGGCGGUGGACCGAGGGACCCCCAGGAGAGAGUCUAUAGCUACAGUGGUCAUCACUGUGCUGGACCGCAAUGACAACAGCCCGCGCUUCAUCAACAAAGACUUCACAUUCUUUGUGCCGGAGAAUUUCCCGGGUUUUGGCGAGAUCGGCGUCCUCUCGGUAACGGACGCGGACGCAGGUGAGAACGGCUGGGUGGCCCUCUCCAUCGUCAACGGCAGCGACAUCUUUGUGAUCGACGCGGGGCGCGGUGCUCUAAGGGCCCGUACCCCUCUGGACCGGGAGCAACAGGGGACGUACUACCUCUGGAUCGAGGCAGUCGACGGAGGGGAACCCUCUCUCUCCUGCCUCACCGUGGUUACCGUCCUCCUCCUUGACGUAAACGAUAACCCUCCCGUCGUCUUGUUCCCCCAGUCUAACCAGUCCUACAUGCUGGUGUUACCUAGCACCCUACCAGGGACCUCCAUCACAGAGGUUUACGCCGUGGAUAAAGACACAGGAAUGAACGCCGUUAUCGCCUACAGCAUCAUCAAGAGGAAGGGUGGCGAGCCGGGGUCGUUUGAUAUCGACCCGGACACAGGGAACAUCACGUUGAAGAGAGAACUGAGUGACCGCGGUCUCUACAGUCUACUGGUUAAAGUCUCGGACCACGGUCAACCCGAACCUCUCCACUCCACGGUCCUGGUCAACCUCUUCGUCAACGAGACGGUUUCUAACGAGAGCUACAUCCAGAGUCUUCUCACCGGGGAGGAGGCUGAGAUCCAGAUGGAGGAGAAGCAGUGGUACGUGGGUAAACUGACAGAGAGGCCCGGCAGGGAGGACUUGUUCCCCUGUCAGCCGCUACUCAUAGCUCUGUCAGUGACCUGUCUGGGACUGUUCUGCAUCGCCGUCACAUUGACUGCUUAUAUAUGCUGCAAGAAACUGAAGAAAUGGAGGAAAUGCCAAAUGAAAAGACUAGAGGUUGAAAUGCCUUUGAAGGUGAACGGUGACGACGCAGAUAGAAAGCGGACGGAAAUCUCAAACAUUUGAUGACGUUGACAUUGCAAAGACUUUGAGGCGAAGACUCCAACGUACAAAAACUGUUACACCGCAACUGUUUAUAAACAAUGUGAAUUUGUGAAGUGUAGAUUUUCAUCCUCAAAAAGACAAAAAAGGCCCGGAUCCCAAAUUGCACCCCCCUUUUGCCUAUUUAGUGCACUAUUUUUAAAUCAAGGGCCCAUGGUGGUGCACUAUAUAGGAAUUAGGGUGCCGUUUGGGAUACGUCCUCGUUUUAAAAGCGUAUUAAAAGACCCAAUGUGAUGUAUAUAUUGUAGAAAAUAUGAAAGGUUUUAUAACUUUAUAACAAAAUCUUUAACUAGACAAGAUUAUUAUUAUUAUUUUAUUUUUUUCGUGAAAGCCCUUAAGAAAAUACUCCUUAAAUUUACAAUUUUUUUUAAAAAAUGGGAGAGAUUCAAUUUUUUUUUUCUUUCACAAUGAUGUCAGGAUCGUUGGAAAGGGAUGAGGAUCAUUUGGUGUGUAUAACAAUAUUGAUUGAUUGAUUGAUUGAUUGAUAUAACAAUGUUUUUUUUCAUACCCCUUUGGAUUGCAUUGGAAAAGCUGACCCCCAGAGUGCAGUGCAGAAGACAAUUAAAAUCUGUCAUUUUCUUCAAAUCUACUGGAUUUUGUGUGAGAUUAAAAUGUGUAUUUUGUUGUGAUACAGUUUCAAGAGGGAGGCUUCUUGCCUGGCCACCAAACAAACCCUCUACCUGCCUCCUUAAGUGUGUCCCAAAUGGCACCCUAUUUCCCUAUAUAGGGCUCUGGUCUAAAGUAGUGCACUAUAUAGGGAAUAGGGUUCAAAAGGGCUCUGGUCUAAAGUAGUGCACUAUAUAGGGAAUAGGGUUCUAUAGGGCUCUGGUCUAAAGUAGUGCACUAUAUAGGGAAUAGGGUUCUAUAGGGCUCUGGUCUAAAGUAGUGCACUACAUAGGGAAUAGGGCUCUGGUCUAAAGUAGUGCACUAUAUAUAGGGAAUAGGGUUCUAUAGGGCUCUGGUCUAAAGUAGUGCAUUAUAUAGGGAAUAGGGCUCUGGUCUAAAGUAGUGCACUAUAUAGGGAAUAGGGUUCUAUAGGGCUCUGGUCUAAAGUAGUGCACUAUAUAGGGAAUAGGGUGCCAUUUGGAACGCAUCCAUAGUCACCUCCCAGUGAACCUGUCAUUCCCUAAACCAUGUUCUUAUUGUCUGUCUCUGAAAACAAAUCUUGUUUGAAUAUUAAAAAGUGCUUUAUUUUCA
Molecule: messenger RNA, 4566 nt
Organism: Oncorhynchus kisutch (coho salmon)
Lineage: Eukaryota; Metazoa; Chordata; Actinopteri; Salmoniformes; Salmonidae
Product: protocadherin-20
Exons: 5
Coding region: 655-3333 (892 amino acids)
Biological process (GO): homophilic cell-cell adhesion
Cellular component (GO): plasma membrane
Molecular function (GO): calcium ion binding
Source: RefSeq, a predicted model, not a curated record